This is a messenger RNA of Toxorhynchites rutilus septentrionalis, 534 nucleotides long. Its product is annotated as small integral membrane protein 12-A. The record is from RefSeq and is a predicted model, not a curated record. The transcript has 2 exons. NCBI's taxonomy places the organism in Eukaryota, Metazoa, Arthropoda, Insecta, Diptera, Culicidae. Bases 18 to 335 code for a protein of 105 amino acids.
UAUAAACAAAUUACAUCAUGUCGGCUGUCACUCGCUGGAUUGGUUUUAAAAUAUCUUUUCAACAGGCAGAAAUGUGGCCUAUUCUUUUGAACUUUUUGCGUGCUAACGCUGCCUAUAUUACCCUACCAAUUGCUGGAAUAAUUGGCUUCAUUGGAUAUAACAUCGAAAAUUUUGUAUCUGACAAAUACACGCCCUACAGUCCUUCCAUACAAGAAAAAAGGGCCGAGCGAAUCACGGAUGAAGGAAGUCUCAAGGACGCUACGAAGGUGGAAAAGUUAGUCUACAAGGAAAACGUCUUAGGACGGAACCUUUCACCAUCGCUGGAAACUAAGUAGAUAGUUGCAAGAGAGAUUAGUAACCGUUAAGUUUUUUUUCUUGUAUAUAAAGUUGAAAUUUCAAAUAGCAACAUAAUAGAAUUUUUAAUUUUUCCAUAUUAGAAUCCAUUGAUUACUAUUUUUAAUAUGUAACACACGUGAUUGAAAACUUUGAAAAAAUUCUUCAUCUAAAUACACAAUCUCGGUUUAUGACAAUUUA